Funneliformis geosporum is the source of this 1209-nucleotide messenger RNA. The record is from the annotation of a GenBank genome assembly. Lineage: Eukaryota; Fungi; Glomeromycota; Glomeromycetes; Glomerales; Glomeraceae.
AUGACUACAAAUGAAGAAAUUGAAGAAAUUGAAAACCAUUUAAAGAAUGCGGAAGGAAAAUUUAAUGUGGCCGUAGGAGAAUUAAAGAAUAAAGAAAAGAGGUUGGACGAAUUGUUGGAGGGAGAAGUGGAAAAUAUGAAGUUUCCCUCGAAAAAGGCACGCGUUGAUGAAACAGAUCCAUUAAUUCAGAAUCUGUCGAAAUUUUGGAAUGCUCUUCCAAGUGCUGACAUAGUUGAUGAUAUUCUUUCUCUUGAAUCUGGUGUAUUUCCUAAUAUUCGAGAUAAUCCCUCAAAAAUUUUUAUUCGGAAAGCUUACACAGAUAUUUUCAAAGAGAUUAAAGCAUUGAUUGAAAGUCACAAAUAUUACCGGUUUGUAAUUACAGGAAACCCUGGAAUUGGCAAAAGCUAUUUUCUCUUUUAUUUACUAUAUGAGUUAGCAAAAUCUGGAGAAACUGUGGUGUUGGAUAGUCAUGAACGUGUUAAAUGUAUCGUUUUUAAGAAUGCCAUGGUUAAAUUGGAGAAAAUUGAUAAAUUGGGUCAUAUUUUGAAUGAAGAAACUACAUGGUAUCUAGUUGAUACCAAGAAACCUUUGAAAUAUGGAGCGAUUACCAUUCUUGUCUCAUCACCAAACCCACAAUAUUAUAAGGAGUUCCUUAAAUUUCCAUACGCGACAUUGCGAUAUAUGCCAAUUUGGAGUUUAGAAGAAAUUAGUUAUUGCAAGAAUAUCUUAUUUCCAGAUGUCGAAGAAAAUGAAAUGCUGAAUCGAUUUGAUAAAUGGGGUGGAAUACCAAGAUUCGUUUUGGAAAAGAUAAGCGAUGAUAAGACAUUGGAUAGUUUUCUUGAGAAGGCAAUUGUUAAAAGUGACUUGAAAAAAUGUAUAAUGAGUAUUGGAGAAAUCGAUAGCCCUGAAGAUGUUAGUCAUCGAAUCCUUCAUAUUGUUACCAAUGAUUAUUGUUGCACAACCAUUAUGUUUGCUUCUACUUACGUAGCUGAGAAAGUAGCAGAACAUUUUGAACGCCAACAAAAACGGGAACUUAUUACAUUUCUUUCGGUUUCGGAAGGAGAUGGUAGAUUGGGCUCACUUCGUGGACAAUUAUUUGAAGGAUAUGCACAUAAUGUUUUGCGUAAAGGGGGAAUAUUUCGUAUUCGUAAACUUGGUGGAAAUCAAGAAGAAGAGCUAAUUUUAAAGCCCAGAGAUGAGCAAUUAUUU